AUGGUUCAGAUCUGUUUCAGUUUCUGUUUGGUUUCUAUUUCUGUUUAUGUGUUUUUUUCUGUUUCUGUUUCUGUUCCUGUUUUUGUUUCUAGUUCUGUUUCUGUUUCGGUUACUGGUUCUGUUUCUGGUUCUGUUUAUGUUUCUGUUUAUGUUUCUGUUUUUGUUUCUGUUUGUGGUUCUUUUUCUAUUUAUGUUUCUGUUUCUGUUUUUGUAUUUGUUUUUGUUUUUAUUUUUGUUUCUGUUUCUGUUUCUGUUUUUGUGUCAGUUUCUGUUUUUGUUUCUGCUUCUGGUUCUCUUUCUGGUUCUAUUUCUGUUUUUGGUUCAGUUUCUGGUUCUGUUUCUGGCUCUAUUUCCGGUUUUGUUUAUGUUUCUGUUUAUGUUUUUGUUUAUGUAUAUGUUUCACUUUCUGUUUCUGUUAAGUAUCUGCUUCUUUUUCCGUUUCUGUUUUGUUUCUGA
Protopolystoma xenopodis is the source of this 456-nucleotide messenger RNA. NCBI's taxonomy places the organism in Eukaryota, Metazoa, Platyhelminthes, Monogenea, Polystomatidea, Polystomatidae. The record is from the annotation of a GenBank genome assembly.